CCCUAUCUUCGCUAUCCGAUCCAAUCGGCGGACACACCCCAACGCAGACGAUGUCCGCCGCCGCAUUCACCGUCUCCGCCUCCCAGUUCACCGGCGCUAAGCAGCGCCGGGCGCUCAACGCGCGCGCGGUCACCGCGUCCUCCUCCCGCCGCGCCGUCGUCGCCGUCGCCGCGGGCCCGAAGAAGAUCGUGAUCGCCGGCGCCCCAGCCUCCGGCAAGGGCACCCAGUGCGAGCUCAUCGUCGAUAAGUACGGCCUGGAGCACAUCUCCGCGGGCGAUCUCCUCCGCGCGGCGGUCGCGGCGGGUACCGACCUCGGCGUGCGCGCCAAGGAGUUCAUGGACCGCGGCGAUCUCGUGCCCGACGAGGUGGUCGUCGGGAUGGUCGUCGAGGCGCUCGACACGGACAAGGCCAAAUCCGCCGGCUGGCUCCUCGACGGCUACCCGAGGUCCGCGUCCCAGGCGGACGCCAUCACGAAGGAGGGCAUCAUCCCCGACUCCGUCAUCCUCCUCGACGUCCCUGACGACAUCCUCGUCGAGCGCGUCGUCGGACGCCGGAUGGACCCGGAGACGGGGAAGAUUUACCACCUCAAGUUCAACCCUCCGCCCGCCGACGUCGCGGCGCGGUGCACGCAGAGAAGCGACGACACCGAGGAGAAGGCGAUGAACAGGCUCAAGGUGCACCACUCCAACGUGGAGGCCGUGGUGGGCAAGUACGAGGGGAAGAUCAACGAGAUCGACGGCAACAGGUCCAAGGCGGACGUCUUCGCAGACAUCUGCGGCGUCAUCGACGAGAUGUGAUUCGACCCUG
Molecule: messenger RNA, 807 nt
Organism: Micromonas commoda
Lineage: Eukaryota; Viridiplantae; Chlorophyta; Mamiellophyceae; Mamiellales; Mamiellaceae
Product: adenylate kinase
Exons: 1
Coding region: 51-797 (248 amino acids)
Biological process (GO): nucleoside triphosphate biosynthetic process
Cellular component (GO): cytoplasm
Molecular function (GO): nucleoside diphosphate kinase activity; AMP kinase activity; ATP binding
Source: RefSeq, a predicted model, not a curated record